Molecule: messenger RNA, 783 nt
Organism: Spizellomyces punctatus DAOM BR117
Lineage: Eukaryota; Fungi; Chytridiomycota; Chytridiomycetes; Spizellomycetales; Spizellomycetaceae
Exons: 3
Coding region: 58-498 (146 amino acids)
Biological process (GO): mRNA splicing, via spliceosome
Cellular component (GO): nucleus; spliceosomal complex
Source: RefSeq, a predicted model, not a curated record
CUCCCCCCCACUGUUGAUCUUUACAAUUUCCUCGCAAACGCAAAUCGUAUUAUCAACAUGCCGAAAAUCAAGCGAGGACGGAAACCACCUCCAGAGGGCUGGGACCUUGUCGAACCCACUCUCACAGAGCUCCAACAGAAAAUGAGAGAAGCCGAAAACGAAGGACACGAAGGCAAACGGAAAUCAGAAUCCCUCUGGCCAGUCUUUCGGCUCCACCACCAACGCUCCAGAUAUAUUUACGACAUGUUCUACCGCCGAAAAGCCAUCUCCCGCGAACUCUACGAUUAUUGCUUAAAAGAGGGAUACGCUGAUGGUGCCUUGAUUGCAAAGUGGAAAAAGGUCGGCUAUGAAAAGUUGUGCUGUUUGCGGUGUAUACAGCCCAAGGACACGAAUUAUGGGACCAUGUGUAUUUGUCGGGUGCCAAAAGACAAGUUGAGUGAGGAACGUGUUAUAGAGUGUUUGCAUUGCGGGUGCCGAGGGUGUGCUUCAGGAAGCUGAUACUUUUGUUAAAUAGUUUUAUGUCUAUUAGCUUGUGGAUGUCGCUUGUAAAUAUAGGGGGGAAAACCUCAGAUUUAGAACGAGUUGCGGCCAGUUUUUCUGUGGACUUGAGUAGGGUGCAGCUGAGAUAUGAAAGAAUGCGGUUAUACACGGACUCGCCUGAGAAUCCCUCAACCUUCCACUUGAUUUUAAGAGCGCGUGCGAAAAUCUAUUUGACUAGAACGUCCGGUAGCUACCGCAAAAACCAAAACUUCAAAAAGACAUUUCUCGAAAAAAUACAAGGAG